This is a messenger RNA of Rhea pennata, 3051 nucleotides long. RefSeq names its product klotho beta (gene KLB). Gene Ontology annotation, molecular function: hydrolase activity, hydrolyzing O-glycosyl compounds. Gene Ontology annotation, biological process: carbohydrate metabolic process. The coding region runs from base 1 to 3051 and encodes 1016 amino acids. The transcript is spliced from 5 exons. Lineage: Eukaryota; Metazoa; Chordata; Aves; Rheiformes; Rheidae. The record is from RefSeq and is a predicted model, not a curated record.
AUGUGUGGCCGACGACUGAAGAGGUUUGUUGCUUUUUGGACAUUGGUUUUCCUAAGGACAGCUACUGGGCUUGCCGGAGAAGGAAGAUCUGUGUGGAAGAAGGACCCCAACUUCAGUCCUGUGAGCGAAACACAGAUGUUUUUGUAUGACACUUUCCCCAAAGGGUUUCUCUGGGGCGUAGGGACAGGGGCAUGGCAGGUGGAAGGCAGCUGGAGGAAGGACGGGAGAGGAUCCUCUGUAUGGGAGCAGUUUGUCCACACAACGUUCAGAGGUGCAGACCACACCGACCAUUCCAGUGACAGUUACACCUUGUUGGAUAAAGAUUUGUCAGCCCUGGAUUUUUUGGGAGUUACUUUUUAUCAAUUCUCAAUUUCAUGGUCAAGACUUUUUCCUACUGGAGUAGUAGCAGCUCCCAAUGAAAAAGGACUCCGGUACUAUAACAGUCUUAUUGACUCUCUAGUCUACAGAAAUAUUGACCCCAUGGUUACUCUGUACCACUGGGACCUGCCCUUGACACUGCAAGAAAAAUAUGGGGGAUGGAAAAAUGAAUCGGUGAUUGAUCUCUUCAAUGACUAUGCCACCUUUUGCUUCCAGACCUUUGGGGAUCGUGUUAAGUAUUGGAUUACAAUCCACAACCCCUAUUUAGUGGCUUGGCAUGGGUAUGGCACAGGUAUUCAUGCUCCUGGCGAGAAAGGGAAAAUAACAACUGUCUACUCUGUAGGACACAAUUUGAUCAAGGCUCAUGCAAAAGUUUGGCAUAACUACAAAACACGCUUUUGGCCGCGUCAGAAGGGGCUGAUGUCCGUAGUAUUGGGAUCCCACUGGAUCGAACCUAACAAAUCAGAAGAUGCUUUGGACAUUUCUAAAUGUCAGCAGUCUAUGCAGAGAGUACUUGGAUGGUUUGCUAAGCCCAUCUAUGGGGAUGGCGAUUAUCCAGAAGAACUGAAAAAUGAAUUAUCUUUUUUGCCAAGCUUUACCGAGGAUGAAAAAAACUAUAUAAAGGGAACGGCAGACUUCUUUGCAUUUUCCUUUGGUCCUAAUAACUUUAAACCUCCAAACACUCUACCAAAAAUGGGACAAAAUUUGUCACUCAAUUUGAGGGAAGUACUGAACUGGAUUAAACUGGAAUACAACAAUCCUCGAAUCUUGAUUGCAGAGAAUGGCUGGUUCACUGAUAGCCACGUGAAAACAGAUGACACCACAGCCAUCUACAUGAUGAAGAACUUCAUAAAUAAGGUUUUACAAGCUAUUAAAUAUGACAACAUAGAUGUGUUUGGUUACACAGCCUGGUCACUCCUUGAUGGCUUUGAAUGGCAACAUGCCUACAACAUCAGACGCGGAUUAUUUUAUGUAGAUUUCAAAAGUGAAAAGAAGGAAAGGAUUCCCAAGUCAUCCGCACUUUAUUAUAAACAAAUCAUACGAGAAAAUGGCUUCUUCCCAGAAGAGUCUACCCCACCUGUGCAAGCUCAGUUCUCCUGCGACUUCUCCUGGGGUGUCACCGAGUCUGUUCUUAAGGCGGAGGCUGUGGCUUCCUCCCCGCAGUUCUGCGACUCCAGCCUGUAUCUCUGGAACGUCACAGGAGACGGGCUCUUGCACAAAGUCAAAGGAGUGAAGCUGAAAACCCGACCGGCGCAGUGUACAGAUUUUGUCAGUAUUAAAAGGCAGCUUGACCUCCUGGAAAAAAUGAAAGUCACCCAUUACAGGUUUGCACUCGACUGGCCACUAAUUUUACCCAAUGGAGAUCUGUCAGUGAUCAACAGACAAGUCCUUAGAUAUUACAGAUGCGUGAUCAGCGAAGUACUGAAACUCAAUAUUCGAUCGAUGGUGACCCUGUACCACCCAACUCACGCCGACCUGGGCCUGCCGGGCCCCCUGCUGCGGACGGGAGGGUGGUUGAACCAAUCCACCGCCCGGGCUUUCCAGGACUACGCGGCUCUGUGCUUUCAGGAACUCGGCGAUUUGGUAAAACUGUGGAUCACCAUAAACGAGCCUAACCGACUGAGCGACGUCUACAACAGGAGCAGCAACGAUACGUACCGGGCGGCACACAAUUUAUUAAUAGCACACGCCAUGGCCUGGAAAAUAUACGAUGAGCGAUACAGACCCGUUCAGUACGGCAAGGUGUCCCUGUCGCUGCACUCGGACUGGGCUGAGCCUGCCAACCCCUACUUCGAGCCUCACUCGAGAGCCGCCAGCAGGUUUCUCCAGUUUGAAAUAGGCUGGUUUGCCGAUCCAAUAUUUAAGACUGGGGACUACCCUGCUGCGAUGAGGGAAUACAUUCUCUCCAAGAACAGCAGAGGCCUCUCAUCCUCCUCACUGCCGCGUUUCACGCAGGAGGAAAAGCAGCUUGUCAAGGGUGCGGCCGACUUCUAUGCGCUGAACCAUUUCACCACGAGAUUCGUGAUUCACGAACCUCAAAACGGGAGCCGGUACGAAUUUGAUCGUGAUGUUCAGUUCCUGCAGGAUAUCACCUGCCUGAGCUCCCCCUCCCGCCUCGCAGUGGUGCCGUGGGGAAUACGCAAAGUUCUGAGAUGGGUUAGAGCAACCUACGGCGACAUCGACGUUUACAUCACCGCAAACGGAAUAGACGACCCGUCCUUAGACAACGACGAGCUCCGAAAUUAUUACUUAGGAAAAUACGUACAAGAGGUUUUAAAAGCAUACUAUAUCGACAAAGUCAAGAUCAGAGGUUACUAUGCAUUUAAACUGACUGAAGAAAAAUCUAAGCCCAGAUUUGGAUUCUUCACUUCCGAUUCCAAAGGAAAGCCUUCAAUAAAGCUUUACAAUAACCUGAUAAGCGAUAACGGCUUUCCUGCAGAAUAUUCAGCCUGUGAUCCAUCAAACAAGGAAAAACCAUGUACCUUCUGUUUGUUUAUUUCUCAGAAGAAGCCACUGAUAUUCUUUGCCUGCUGUCUUUUCUCUACUCUUAUCUUGCUUUUAACAAUUAUUGUUUUUCACAAGAGAAAAAGAAGAAAACGUUACAAGGCAAAAAAGCGUCCAGCGCAUCUGUGUUUCAUUUUAAAGAGGGGCCAUAAACCCACUUUCAACUAG